Nymphaea colorata (pocket water lily) is the source of this 2776-nucleotide messenger RNA. RefSeq lists its product as uncharacterized. Lineage: Eukaryota; Viridiplantae; Streptophyta; Magnoliopsida; Nymphaeales; Nymphaeaceae. The transcript has 15 exons. The record is from RefSeq and is a predicted model, not a curated record. The coding region runs from base 151 to 2718 and encodes 855 amino acids. Gene Ontology annotation, molecular function: RNA binding.
UGCCGCUGGCGCCACAAUGCCUCACCCGCCGCUCUCCCUCGACCCCUAGGCGCCAGGAAAUUCUCUAGGGGGUUUCCCUCUCAGCCUCUCUCUGUCUCUGAGCUUCGGAUUGCAUCUCAUUUGCUGUUCCAGAAUAGAUUGCUCCGAAGAAUGUCGAGAAUCUGCGUCAAGAACCUGCCCAAACAUGCGACGGAGGAUCGGCUCAGGGAUUUCUUCUCCGAGAAGGGAGAAGUUACCGACGCGAAGAUCAUGCGGACUGCAGAUGGCAAGAGUCGGCAGUUCGGUUUCGUGGGGUUUCGGACGGAGAAAGAGGCGACCGAAGCCGUGAAGUAUUUCACUAAUGCGUUUAUGGACACUAGCAAGCUUGUAUGCGAGAUUGCUCGUAAAGUUGGGGACCCAGAUGCCCCUCGUCCGUGGAGUCGUCAUGCCCUUAAGAAAAAUGAGUUUGAAGUUAAUGACACUAGACAAGGUGAUGCAGCUGUGAAGGUUUUAAACGAUAAAGAAAAAGGCAAACAGAGUUCGAAGAGUUCAAAGGCAAAUAGCGAAUAUACUGAUCCUCAGCUUCAGGAGUUUCUCCAGAUUAUGCAACCACGCGCCAAAUCCAAGCUUUGGUCCAAUGACACAUUGUUGGCUGUUACUGCUAAUAGUACUUCACAAGUUAGUGGCAAAGGACAGUCUGGAAAACACAGCAAAGAUCAACUUGUUGAAAAGCAGAUGCCACAGAAGGCUUUCCAUUCUAAUGACAAAGUAUGCAAUGGUACUGACAGCAAGCCUGUCGAGACCCUUCAAAAGAAGAAGACAAAUGAUAUUGUUCAUGAUGAAGUUGUCUCUGACAUGGAUUACUUUAGAAGUAGAGUCAAGAAAAAUUGGUUGGAUUCUGAUACAGAUGAGGAAGCUUCCUUUAAUGGGCAAGCUGGUGAUGAAGCGAAGAGGGACAUAGGGGAUGACCUUGCAGUCCCAAUGUCACAGUUGCAGCAAGAAGUGGAUGGAGACUAUAAUUCAAAUGAUUUGGAGAGAGAGAAUAUUAGAGGCACUGAUCAGGAUCAGCCAUUUGAAUUAAAUCCACAGGAGAAAGGUGAGCCAUUUGACACAGGGCGCCUAUUUGUUCGCAACCUUCCUUACACAGCAAAUGAAGAUGACCUUCUGGAGCACUUUAGCCAGUUUGGGGAGAUCUCUCACGUGCACCUUGUGGUUGAUAAAGAGACAAAACACUCGAAAGGGUUUGGCUAUGUGCUCUACAAGCUGCCAGAAUCUGCAGUCAGGGCACUUGAGGAAUUAGAUAAUUCAAUUUUUCAAGGACGCUUGUUACAUGUCAUGCCAGCAAAACAACAGAAACAUCUUGAGAAGUUGGAGGCUGAUAAUGCUGUUGAGAAAAAUUCGCUGAAUUUUAAGCAGCAAAAGGAGGAAGAGAGGAAGGCAUCUGAAGCGAGUGGCAACACACGGUCAUGGAAUUCUUUGUUUAUGCGCCAGGAUACUGUUGUUGAAAACAUUGCACGGAAAUAUGGCAUUAGCAAAAGCGAAUUACUGAAUCCUGAAGCAGAUGAUCUUGCAGUUCGUAUUGCCUUGGGUGAAACACAUGUAAUUGCUGAAACAAAAAAGGCCUUAAUGAAUGCAGGAAUUAAUGUAGCUGCUCUAGAGGAUUUAGCUUCUGGAAGGACAGAGAACAUUAAAAGAAGUAACCAUGUGCUCCUUGUUAAGAACCUACCUUAUGGUUCUAUAGAAAGCGAGCUAGUGAAGAUGUUUGGAAAAUUUGGAAGUUUGGACAAAGUUAUUCUUCCUCCAACAAAAACAUUAGCCCUGGUGAAUUUUCUUGAAUCAGCUGAAGCUCGGGCUGCUUUCAAGGGCCUAGCAUAUAGGCGCUAUAGAGAUGCUCCAUUAUACUUGGAAUGGGCACCCGACAAUAUUUUAUGCUCAAACCAUGAAGCAGAUGCUGGGCAGGAUGACAAUGCAACUGGUGAAAAAGACAAAAGAUUGGUGCUAGAACAGAAUUUUAUAGAACUGGCGGAGGACAUUGAUCCCGAUAGGCUUGAGUCUCGUUCAGUAUUUGUGAAGAACCUCAAUUUUUCAACUGCCGAGGAAUCUCUUAGGAAGCACUUCUCUGACAACCUGAAGAGUGGUAAUAUCUUAAGUGCUAAGAUAAAGCGACACAUAAAAAAUGGAAAGAACCUCUCACGGGGAUUCGGUUUCUUGGAGUUUGACUCGUUGGAUACAGCAAAGACAGCAUGCACUGAUUUGCAGGGAACUAUUUUAGAAGGGCAUGCGUUAAAAUUGGAACUUUGUCAUGUCAAAAAAGGUCCAGGUGAUGGAACUUCAUCGUCAAAAUUAGACAAGGAGAAGAGCUCAACAAAAUUAAUUGUGAGAAAUAUUGCCUUUGAGGCAACAAAAAAGGAUUUGAAGCAAUUAUUUAGUCCAUUUGGACAGAUAAAACAUUUGCGAUUGCCAAAGAAGUUUGAUGGGAAACACAGAGGCUUUGCAUUUGUUGAGUACGUGACAAAACAGGAGGCUCAAUCUGCGUUUGAUGCACUCUCAAGCUCCCAUUUGUAUGGUCGUCAUCUGGUGUUAGAACGAGCAAAGGAAGGUGAGACUCUGGAAGAAUUGCGAGCUCGUACCGCUGCUCAGUUUGGUGAUGGUCAAGAUGGGGUUGAGAAGCCUUCCAAGAAGCGGAAACAUUUAUCUGUUGAUGAAGCUAAUGUCAAGUUCCAGAAAAUCUUAACUUGAAUCGGCUCUUCACCUGUUUAUUUUCUAAUGGUUUUAAAUCAAUUUUGUUUAUUAUUUA